AAAUGGCGGUUGUAGCUUCUGGGGAAAUCAGCUUGCGCCAAAACCCCCAGUAAAUUGGCAAGAUCGCUGUAAGCAAAAUCGAUAAUGGAGAUGGACAUCGACGCCACUUCCGAAGUUCAAGAAGGUGGUGAGGAGAAUAAGGGAAAGCAAAUCGUGGUGGUACUUGUGGGUGCUCCAGGAAGUGGGAAAUCUACCUUCUGUGAAAACAUCAUGCGUUCCUCUUCCCGUUCCUGGGCUCGUGUCUGUCAGGAUACCAUUAAUAAUGGCAAAUCAGGGACAAAACAACAAUGCAUAAGCAGUGCAGCUACGGCACUGAAGGAAGGAAAAAGUGUAUUUAUUGACAGGUGCAACUUGGACAGUGAACAACGUUCAGACUUUGUGAAAUUUGGCAGUCCCCAAAUAGAGGUUCAUUCUGUGGUGCUUGACCUUCCUGCACAGCUUUGUAUCUCACGAUCAGUGAAACGGACUGGACAUGAGGGAAAUCUGCAAGGUGGAAAAGCGGCAGCAGUUGUGAACAGAAUGCUGCAAAAGAAAGAACUUCCUAAGUUGAGUGAAGGGUUUUCUCGAAUUACAUUUUGUCAGAAUGAAAGUGAUGUUCAAACUAUUCUAGACACAUAUGGUAAACUUGGGCCCUCAGAUACCCUUCCAAAUGGUUGCUUUGGCCAGAAGAACUCAGAUGCCAAAGUUCAACAGGGUAUUAUGAAGUUCUUUAAGAAAUUAGAGGUCCCUUCAGAUGUAGCAUCCAAUACAAGUGAUAUUCAGAGUGCUGUGCCUUCUCAUGUUAUUGAGAAAAAGGAUCAAUCUGUGACCCAUGAAGAGGUAAAGGUAAGAAAUGAGCAAGUAGCUAAUGUUCCCACUUUGGCAUUUCCAUCUAUUUCUACUGCAGAUUUCCAAUUUAACCAUGAGAAGGCAUCUGAUAUUAUUGUUGAGACAAUAGAGGAAUUCAUGGAUAAGCUUGGUAAUGCAAGGCUUGUUCUGGUGGACUUGGGUCAUGGAUCAAAAAUUUUAUCCUUGGUUAAGACUAAAGCUGUACAAAGAAACAUUGAUUCUAAAAGGUUCUUCACAUUUGUUGGAGAUAUAACCAGACUUCAUUCAGAUGGAGGUUUGCACUGCAAUGUAAUAGCUAAUGCUGCAAACUGGCGACUGAAACCUGGGGGUGGAGGAGUGAAUGCUGCAAUCUUCAAAGCUGCUGGUCCAGCUUUAGAGGCUGCUACCAAGGAGCGUGCUAAAUCUCUUUUACCAGGAAAUGCUGUUGUUGUUCCUCUCCCUUCAAAUUCUCCCCUGUAUAAUGGGGAAGGCAUAACCCAUGUAAUACAUGUUCUUGGUCCAAAUAUGAACCCACACAGACCAAAUUAUCUUGACAAUGACUAUACCAAAGGCUGCAAGAUUCUACAUGACACUUACACAUCACUUUUUGAAGGUUUUUUAUCUGUAGUUCAGGCCCAAGCAAGGUUUCCUAAGAGAAGCAGUGAAAGCAUUCGUACAGAGCCAUUAGUGUCAAAAGAUAAGACAGAGGGUGUCUCUGGAAGUUAUUUUCCUGAUAGUGAUGGAAAUAUUAAAGAAGAUGACCACAAUGAGUUUGAGAAAAGCAAAAAGUUUAGGGGAUCUGAAGGCAAAGUCAGUUCUCAUGGUAAUCAUCCUAGGGAAAAAGAGGAGAAUAGGAAGAUCAAUGGGGCAGCUAUGAACAAGGCAUGGGGCUCUUGGGCUCAGGCUCUUUAUGACACUGCUAUGCACCCUGAGAAGCAUAAGGAUGUUGUUCUGGAGACAUCAGAUGAUGUUGUUGUUAUAAAUGAUGUUUAUCCCAAGGCGAAAAAGCACCUUUUGGUGUUGGCACGAUGCAAAGGCCUCGAUCAGUUGUCAGAUGUGUGCACUGAGCAUCUUCAGUUGUUAAAGACAAUGCAUGCAGUAGGAUUAAAGUGGGCUGAGAAAUUCUUUAAUGAAGAUGCAUCUUUGGUCUUCCGCCUUGGAUAUCACUCAGACCCUUCAAUGCGACAACUGCACCUGCACGUUAUUAGCCAAGAUUUUGAUUCCAAACACCUCAAAAACAAGAAGCAUUGGAACUCAUUCAACACUGCCUUUUUCCGUGACUCUGUUGAUGUAAUUGAAGAAGUAACUGAUCAAGGAAAGGCUACACUAAGAGACGAUGACAGCCUCAUGUCAAUGGAGUUACGUUGCCACCGGUGCAGAAGUGCUCACCCCAACAUUCCCAGGCUGAAAUCACAUAUUACCAAUUGUCGAGCUCCUUUUCCUGCCAACCUACAGCAAAACAACCGUCUAGUUGCUCCCACCAGGUAAAACCGUCCAUGAUCACCGUUGCUUAUAAAUCAUGCUUCAUCAUCAAAAUUUUGUUUGUGUAUACUGUUAAAUGAAGCUGGUGAAGAAACUCUCUGCUUGCCCUAUCACCUUGGAAAUGAAUACUCGUGGUCAAUGCUUCCUUAAUUUUUUUUUAGUAUUAUUUUUCCAAAAAUGAAUAUGCCUUUCUGAA
Rubroshorea leprosula is the source of this 2485-nucleotide messenger RNA. The record is from the annotation of a GenBank genome assembly. Lineage: Eukaryota; Viridiplantae; Streptophyta; Magnoliopsida; Malvales; Dipterocarpaceae.